AUGCAUUUCAAGAACACCGCCCUUCUUGCGACGGCCCUGACCGCUGGGUCCGCUGUCGCCCGUCUUCACGGCCACGACCGCCGUCACGCCCACCCCAAGGUUGACGAUGUCGAGAUCCCUGCCGUUGCCGCUCCUGCUCCCACUGAGGGCCCCAAGGUCGAUGUCGAGAAGCGUGGUGAUGAUAUGGUCUAUGCUACCAUCGAUGGUGUCCUGCAGUCCUGGAUCAACAACUGGUUCGGCGAGGUCUCUGAGUCCACCUCCACCUCUACCUCUACUUCCACCUCCACCACCACCACUCCUACCGUCCAAUUCACUGCCUCCCCCAGCAAUGUAGAGUCGACCGUGACUCCUGUCCCUACCUCUGGCUCCGGCUCCAGCUCCAGCUCCAGCUCUGGUUCCAGCUCGGGUGGUAACUGGUAUAACACUCCUUCCGAUGGUCAGUAUUCCAAGGCUGCUUUUGGUGGGGCCAAGGAUACCUCAGGUACCGUCACCGGCAACCUGGACUGGGACUAUAUCGGCAACGUCGGUAGCCCCUGGGGUAGCAACAUCGCCUUGAUUGACGAGGCUGAUGCCAGCUCGUAUAAGCACGUCAUCCGUUUCGAGGGUGCCCACGACGAGCCUUUCAACGUUCUAUUCUGGAACACCUAUGGCCCCAAUGGAAAGAUGGAUGGUUUCUGGAAGCCCAACGCUGCUCUGACCUUUUCCCUGGCUAAGGGCGCUGUCAAGUACGUCGCCAUUGACGACAACUCCCAGGGUGGCUGGGCUGCCGCUCAGGGUGAUAUUCCCACAACCAACUUCGGCCAGUACGCCUCCACCUGGGGUGAGUUCGACAUGAGCAACGAGCGAAACAAGGGCUGGUCCGGAUAUGACGUUUCUUGUAUCAUUGCUCAGCUCAACGACCUCGAUAUUCUGGGUAUGCGUAUCUGUGACCACGCCGGAGAUGACUGCUCCUACAUCGGCAGCGGUCUCCUUGGUGGCCUCCUCCAUGCCUACACCUCCGCCGACCAGGGUGACAAGACCCUCGCCGUCCAGAAGGCGCCCGGCCCCAUCCGUCUGGUUGUCGACCUCGACUACGCCACUUAA
Molecule: messenger RNA, 1083 nt
Organism: Penicillium manginii
Lineage: Eukaryota; Fungi; Ascomycota; Eurotiomycetes; Eurotiales; Aspergillaceae
Gene: aspf4
Product: allergen Asp F4
Exons: 1
Coding region: 1-1083 (360 amino acids)
Cellular component (GO): extracellular region
Molecular function (GO): IgE binding
Source: RefSeq, a predicted model, not a curated record